AUGGCCUUCCUGGAAGACCCCCGGCUCCGCCAGCGCUGGAAUCAGAUCUCGCACAACGCCGAAGGAGUAGCAGAGAAUGCCGCCGCCGGAAUCUGGUCCUUUCAACACCGCUAUAUCGAACCGUGCCUCGCGGGUGUCAGCAACUCGUUGGAUGCGUGCACAGGCCUUUGUCUCGGCGGUGACAGCGAGGAGCGGGCGCGUCGGGCCCGUGAACGCGAGCGGGGCGCUCGUCGCUCUUCGGUAAGGCCAGAGUUCAGCUUCGACUUUUAUGAUGACUGGGAUGACGAUGACGACGCUCUCGCCGGGUACAACUACUACGGUGGAUCGGGGGGUUCCGGUUCCUCCGGGUAUGGAGAAGGGGCGUCAGCAGGCCGUUCAGGCGGCAUCCUCGGGGCUGAUUGGGAUAGGCUACUCGCGGGGACGGGAUCUGCCAGAAAGCACGGCGGUGGUGCUGCCUCCGUGGGGCAGCAUGGUGAGGUGUUGAACCAGCCACGGCGUAAGAGGUCGAUGAGCUACGGCACCAGAGGUCAGCAGACCAGGCGGAAGAAGAGCAUACAGGAGGAUCCGACGAUAAUACCGAGCACUUCGACUUUUGGGUUCUUGGGCAGGUUGCCCUUCAAGAUUGGCGGCACCUUGCGAUACAAGCCAAGUGCAGCAAAUUUAAGAGACCACCCGGGAGCAGAUCGUCAACCGGGGCAAGGCGGUGAACAUGAACCAUUGUUGGGUACGGACGAUGAUGACAGCGAUUUCUAUGGGAACAGGGACGGCUUGCCCUCGAACCAUGCAAAGGAGAAUGGAUACGGACCUUCAUCUAGGCACCAUAGUCCACAGCGGCCGGGCGACGAGAUAUAUAAUCCUAAAACGAGGAAACGGAGCAACACGACCGGCUCGGGAGCUACGUCGGAUUCAUAUAGGUCACGAGGGGAUUUGUUCCCUAGUGACGGCGAGGGCGAAGAGGAUGCGGUACCCCUUGACGACGAGUUCACGAUAGCGCUCGAUCGAGUUGACGAUAGAAGCAGCGGCAAGACACGAAUUAGUAUUAAGAAAGGGAAGAGACGCGCAGGCUCUAACAGCAAGGCACAGGGUAUGUCACGCAGCGUCUCGCGAACGACGAUAGCAUCUGAGAUGACGACCGCGUCAUCUUCAAACCACUCCCACGUAUCUCUCGUGUCGUCUCCAGUCCAAUUACAGAAGCGGCCAAGCUUUGGAUCUGUGGAGGCACCGCUGGUAGAGGAAGCGAUUCUGGUGGAAGAUCCAAUGACACCAUCACUUGAGGAUCUUCAUUACGAAGAGCAGAUGGCAGCGAGAGAGGAAGCCGAAGACGUUGAGCGCAGAAGGAAGGCAGCAGCUCAACUAGCGGCGGAACGGGGCCUUGGUGCUCGUUCAGAAGUCAAGGUGUCCGGGACGGGAAAGCAUGCAAGCUUCGACGAUAUUCCGGACCCGCCUAAUAUAUCUGCCUCUGGCGUCACAAGUACAGUGAGCGAAGGGAGGUUGGAGGCUCAAACUGAGGAGCCCCUGCCAGCUGUGGUACAACCGGACAAAACAGACGGAUUUACUCCAGCGAAACUGCCAAACUUUCGAUGA
Messenger RNA from Pyricularia grisea, 1584 nucleotides. RefSeq lists its product as uncharacterized. The transcript has a single exon. Lineage: Eukaryota; Fungi; Ascomycota; Sordariomycetes; Magnaporthales; Pyriculariaceae. The record is from RefSeq and is a predicted model, not a curated record. Bases 1 to 1584 code for a protein of 527 amino acids.